Molecule: messenger RNA, 834 nt
Organism: Lycium barbarum (goji berry)
Lineage: Eukaryota; Viridiplantae; Streptophyta; Magnoliopsida; Solanales; Solanaceae
Exons: 1
Coding region: 1-834 (277 amino acids)
Source: RefSeq, a predicted model, not a curated record
AUGAAGAAGUAUUUCACCAAGGUAUCAAAUUCAAGUUCAGGCUAUCAUAGUCAACCAAAUCGGGAAGAAAACGUGAAUCAUUUAGUAGCACCAUUGCAAUUUUCUCAGGAGUUCGAUUUAAGUUCUUUAGAGGCUGAUCCAGGUGAAAGAACUCAGAUCUUGGACUUUCAUCAAAAUCAUCGUGAUGCUAUUAGAAGAGAUUAUCUUCAAAAACGUCCUUGUCAACCUCAAUUGAAAGUUUUUCCUCAAACGUUGAUUUCUGGAGAUAUGCGUCGUUUCAAUCGUGAUUGGUAUGUUGAAUUUCCUGAUUGGUUAGAAUAUAGUCUAAGUAAAGAUGCGACCUAUUGUUUGUAUUGUUAUUUAUUUAAGGCCAAUAGCAAUCGUCAAGGUGGAGGUAAUGUAUGGUCUGGUUUGGGGUUUAGGAAUUGGAACAAAAAGGAUAGUUUGGCAAAACAUAUUGGUGGGACGAAUAACAUCCAUAGUCAAUCAAAAAGAAAAUGUGAAGAUCUAAUGCGGCAACAACAAUCUAUUCAUGCUGCAUUUGAUAAGCAACUUAAUCAAGAUAAGCAUGGAUAUGAGAUUCGCUUAGCAGCUUCAAUUCGUGUAGUGAGACUUCUUGUGAAACAAGGAUUGACAUUUCGAGGUCAUGAUGAAUCUAAAGCAUCGCUUAACAGAGGUAAUUUUCUUGAAAUUCUUUCAUUUUAUGCUCAAGAGUGUGAUAAAAUUUGUAGCUUUGUAUUGGAAAAGGCUCCUCAAAAUGAUCAAAUGACUUGUCCAAUGAUUCAAAAAGAAAUUGUGCUUGCUUGCAAGAUUGAAACAAUAAGGGUAUCAUAA